Messenger RNA from Tigriopus californicus, 755 nucleotides. RefSeq names its product glutamate-gated chloride channel alpha-like. The transcript has 2 exons. Lineage: Eukaryota; Metazoa; Arthropoda; Copepoda; Harpacticoida; Harpacticidae. Gene Ontology annotation, cellular component: membrane; neuron projection; synapse. Gene Ontology annotation, biological process: chloride transmembrane transport; regulation of membrane potential; nervous system process. The record is from RefSeq and is a predicted model, not a curated record. Gene Ontology annotation, molecular function: neurotransmitter receptor activity; chloride channel activity; transmembrane signaling receptor activity. Bases 156 to 755 code for a protein of 199 amino acids.
AUCAGCUACAGUAGCUAUUCAGAUUUUAUGUCUAAAAAAUGUCAUUGCCAAUGCCUAAUCGAGAUUUCUAUUUCUGCAAAACAAUAAUAUAGUUGACUGCAUAUACUUCAAGACUGAUUUCAUUCUCCUCACUAGGAUUGUUCCCGUCCAUUGUCAUGCGAAUCUCCUUGACCCGCAAGCUGACCUAUCACCUUCUUAGGACGUAUCUACCAUCAUUGUUGUUUGUUUGCUUGGGCUGGAUGUCAAUGUUCAUUCCAAUUGAACACAUUCCUGGUCGUGUAGUCAUGGGAAUGACUGCUCUUUUGACGGUGUCCUCCAUGUUCGGAGCCACAACCACUGUCACCCCUCCAGUAUCCUAUGCAACCAAGCUAGAUUUCUGGAUGGUCGGAUGCAUUUGCUUCGUUUUUGCCGUUCUCUUGGAGUUUAUUGUGGUGAUUACACUCAAAUACUCGAUCAUCGAUCGAGAUGAGGGACUCAAGGAGGCCAAAAUCCCCGCUCAAGUUCACCCGGUGAAUAAUUUGGGGCUGAAAGUUGGCCAAGAUGGUUGGGUUGCUAGUGUGUCCAAGAAAUCCGGCAAUACUAAUGAGGAUGCUCGAAAGAUUACGCGAAAAGUUGACAAAAUAUGCAUUCGUGUCUAUUUUGGGGUGAUGGUUAUCUUUAAUAUUAUCUACUGGUUGGACGUUUGGAUGACCAAUCAGAACCAUGGACAAACUCCUAAAUCUGAUGGUACUUACGACUGCUUUCGUCUAAAUUAA